CCGAUUCUUUCGCCCACAAACUCCAGAGAUUGGCCAUCAAGAUCUCUGCACUUGACAGCAAUGUCCAACCAAAAUACAGCAGCCAUCCCACCCCAGCCUCGCGCAAAAGCACUGCGUGCAUGUCUGCUCUGCUCGAUCAUCCAGACACCCGCCGACUUCCGAAAACAUGGUUGCCCCAAUUGCGAGGAGCUCAUGCAGAUGAAAGGGUACCCUGAUCGUAUUCAAGCCUGCACGACUACACACUUCGACGGCGUGAUUGCUGUGAUCGACCCGGAGCAGAGCUGGAUUGCGCGUUGGCAGCGGACAUCAAAAUACGUGCGGGGGAUGUACGCCGUCCGGGUGAAGGGCCGGGUGCCUGAAGACGUCGAAGCUGAGCUCGAGAGCCGUGGGAUCAAGUACCGACCAAGAGAUCAGUCAGAACAGGACUGAAAGUCUUCCGCCAUCUUCAUUUGAGGUUUCCCUUUCUAUUUACCGCUUGUACCGUCCAUAUGUGCUCUCAUAAUCCAGGUGUAUCAUUAGAUUCGCGCAA
Messenger RNA from Postia placenta MAD-698-R-SB12, 529 nucleotides. RefSeq lists its product as hypothetical. The transcript has 3 exons. Gene Ontology annotation, cellular component: DSIF complex; nucleus. The coding region runs from base 61 to 429 and encodes 122 amino acids. The record is from RefSeq and is a predicted model, not a curated record. Gene Ontology annotation, biological process: regulation of transcription elongation by RNA polymerase II; mRNA processing; chromatin organization. Lineage: Eukaryota; Fungi; Basidiomycota; Agaricomycetes; Polyporales; Adustoporiaceae. Gene Ontology annotation, molecular function: zinc ion binding; RNA polymerase II complex binding.